AUAUAAUGUACAAAUUUCUUCAAUCCAUUUUCUGAACUUUUAAUUGAAAAUAUUUAGAGAAUCAUAAUCUUUUAUUAACGUGAAAAUUCAUUCAACGUGGCAGCUUGUUUAUAAUUGGCGUGUUGUCAUUUCUUUAUUGACAGUUUGGUUUACAUGUGCAGAUAACUUUUUCUGCAAGUGUUUUUAUACCGGCUUUUGUUUUUUGUGUGCUUAUCCUAGAAAUAGCUCCAAACGUAUUCCCGAAAUCAUGACAAAAAUAGCGGUGAUCGAAAUGCCAAAAAUUCAACUUGGAGAGUAUAUUGUAAUUCAGCGCCAAAAAUAUACGAAAUUACAGAAGUUCGGCAGUCUGGAUACAACGUCCAUGCUGGGCAAGGAACAGUUGGAGCUGCGGGGUUUAUUGGAUCAGCCAUAUAGCGCUACGUUUAAAAUGUGCCCAAAAGAAACUACCCCUUCCACGCAGCGCGGACAACGCAACCAGCGCCUACACACAUUGGAGUUGUGCAGUGAAUUGGAAUUGCGUGAUAUACGCGAACGUUUGGGCAUAUCGGCCAGCGGAGCAGAUAACCGAAACAUAAUUGACGAUGGAGACUCGCAAGCUUUACGUCCGGAAGAUAUUGAAGAACUGCGUGAGAAGCACAGUGACUCGACGAAGAUUAUUGAGAAGAUAGUCGAAAAUUCUAAGACGUUUCACUCGAAGACGGAGUACUCCCAAGAGAAGUAUUUACGUAAAAAGGAGAAGAAAUAUUUUGAGUUUGUUCAGAUAAAACGACCUACACUUCGAUUAAUAACAGAGAUUUACUACCGACAAGAUGCUGAUAAAGUGUUGGGCAUGCGAUUAGAUACCCUCUCACAGCUUAUUUCCUAUGCAGGUGUGAGCGCAUUUGGUAAUUAUUUGUUGUAUGAAAGUGGCACAAAUGGCUUGCUACCAGCCAGCUUCCUGAAUUCGAUGGGUGCCGGCACUGAAGCGACACUGGUGCACAUGCACCCGGGAAAUGUGCCGCAGAAGCAGGCGGUGUUAGCGCUAAAUUUGCCAUAUGAGCAACUGCAGCGUUGCAUCUCGGUGAAUUUGUAUUCCGUAUUGCGCGCAUAUUAUCAAGGAGAGGGACAAGAGUUGCCGGAAAUUGCAACGGAGCCUACCACACCAGUAGAAGAGGCAGAGCCUAGCAGUAAAAAGCAGAAAUUGAGCGACGGCGAAGCGGCAACGUCUACAAGUAGCGACAGCAACGGAGAAAGUAAUGAGACAAAGAAGUUAGUACCAACAAGUACAGCGGCGCCUGUACAAAAAUGGCAAUUGGAAAAUCAACGUGCUUGUGAACUAAUCCGCACCAAAUUCGAUGCGCUUGUGAUCGCUGCCAAAGAGCAUCCUAGUAAUAUCGUACAAGCCUUAUUACCAUUUGUAAAACCAUCCCGACCUAUUGUAUUGUAUAGCCAAAGUAAGGAGCUAUUGAUGGAUUUAUAUGUGGAGCUCAAGAGUUGCUCAAAUGUCACGAACUUGCACUUGACGUCAAAUUGGCUGCGCUAUUACCAAAUAUUACCUAAUCGCACACAUCCGGAAGUUAACAUGAAUGGUAACAGUGGUUACCUAUUGACGGGAUACACUAUAGAAUAACAUAAACAUACAAAUUUUGUUUUUAAUAUAAUGAGUAAAUAAUUAUAUUCCAAGUUAGAUACAUUU
Molecule: messenger RNA, 1675 nt
Organism: Anastrepha ludens (Mexican fruit fly)
Lineage: Eukaryota; Metazoa; Arthropoda; Insecta; Diptera; Tephritidae
Gene: Trmt6
Product: tRNA (adenine(58)-N(1))-methyltransferase non-catalytic subunit TRM6
Exons: 2
Coding region: 248-1609 (453 amino acids)
Biological process (GO): tRNA methylation
Cellular component (GO): tRNA (m1A) methyltransferase complex; nucleus
Source: RefSeq, a predicted model, not a curated record